CCAUCCCCUCUUCGCCGCGCUUAGCGGCACUGCCUCCCGGUUUGGGUGCACGGCGGGAAGCGGGCGGCGGCGACAGAAUGUUCGGGGGCGUCGAGGAGGAUGACGUGGACUUUCUGUCCCCGACCGGAGGGGCCAGGCUGGCUUCUCUCUUUGGACUGGAUCAGACGGUUACGGGGAGCAGCAAUGAAUUCUUCCAAUAUACGGCACCGAAACAGCCCAAAAAAGGCCAACCUGCUACUGCUGCAGGUCCGCCGACCCAGAAGCCGCCGCCUCCUCCCACGGCCGCUCCGUCGGUGCCAUCUGUCCUCAUAGCUACAGCUGUCCAGGCGUAUCGAUUUACGAAUGGGCAGUACGUGAAGCAAGGCAAAUACGGAGCUGCCGUGGUGGGGAGCCACGCAACCAAAGAGUACAGAAUCCUCCUCUAUAUCAACCAGCAGCAGCAGAUUACAGCCGCCAGGAUCCAUCCAGGCUUUGUGCUCACGGUCCAGCCCAACAAUUUCAGCACCUUCUACGAUGACCAGAGGCAAAACUGGUCUCUCCUCUUUGAGUCGGAAAAGGCAGCCGUGGACUUCAGCAAGCAGCUCUGCAUCGCCAAGUACAACAGCUGCAGCAGCCCUUCCCCGGACUCGGUGCUGUGCCAGGACCUGAUCCUCGGAGAGGGCCCAAGUGUGGAAGUGGGCGAUGCGCUGGAGGUGGCCUUCACCGGUUGGCUGUUCCAGAACGGCGGCCUCGGACAGGUGUUCGACUCCAAUGCUAGCAAGGACAAGUUCCUGCGUCUGAAGCUGGGCUCGGGCAAGGUGGUCAAGGGAUGGGAAGACGGGAUGGUCGGCCUGAGAAAAGGAGGGAAACGCUUCCUCCUCAUCCCUCCGGCGUUGGCGUACGGCUCUCAGGGAGUGGCGAAUCGCAUCCCCCCAGACUCCGCGCUGGCCUUCGAGGUGGAUGUCAAGCGGGUGAGGCUGGCGAAGGAUGUGGGCUCCAACGGACAGAGCCUGGGCCCCCGGGACGCCCUCGUACCUUCCCCGGGACCGAGCCCUGAAAACCUCGCUACGGACCCUGCAGGGUUGCCGCCUUUUGCCAUCCCACCUUCCACGUUGCCUCCAAAGCCGGGGGAGCCGGUUCUGCGAUCCAAGUCCAACUCGAUCAGCGAGCAACUGGCGAAUCCUGACAUUGCCAAAGCGAAGCUGAUUUCCCGCAUGGCGAAGAUGGGACAACCGCUGUUGCCGUUUCUCCCGGGUUCAGCUCCAGCUCAGCUGGACUCGAGCGAUUCGGAGAUAGAGGACCCAAACACCUUGCGAGGGGCAGUGCAGCCCAUGGCCUCCUCGCCCCCGAAGCCAGCCCUGCAAACGACCCACCCUCAGAUGGCGGCGCAAGCACCUCAGGCAGCUGUCUCCGGGAUCCACGUGCCCUCAGCUGCCAUCAUGCCUACAGCCCUGCAGACGCAUUCAGCUCUACCUGGAACUGCUCAGGGCUUUCAGCCAUAUACAGGGAUGACAUAUGCCUACCCACAAGCCACCGCUGCAGCUUCCCAGCUCCAACCGGUUGGGGCGAUGUACCCGUCUCCCUUCCAAGCCGGAGACAUCGGUUCCUUCCUGAUGACGGAGGCGCGGCAGCAGAACACAGAAAUCCGCCUGGCCGUCGGCAAAGUGGCCGACAAGAUGGACCAGCUGGCAGCCAAGGUGGAAGAGUUCCAGAAGCACAAUUCUGGCACUACUUUACUGCCGGGCAUCUCCUCUGUGACCAUGGAAGCAGCCAUGAUCAUGAGCAACAUUCAACGUAUCAUCCAGGAGAACGAGAGGCUAAAAGAAGAGGUGUUUGAGAAGAGCGGCCGCAUCAAGGAGCAGAACGAGAAGAUCAGCGAAUUGAUCGACCGCAACCAGAGGUACGUGGAGCAGAGCAACCAGCUGAUGGAGCAGAGGAACAACUCGCUCCAGAUGAACACGGAGCACACGCAGGCCCGGGUCUUGCACGCCGAGCAGGAGAAGGUCAAGGUGGCUGAGGAGCUGUCGGCCGCCACGGCGCAACUCUCCCGGCUGCAGCUGGAGCUGACCGCUCACCAGAAGAAAGAGAUGGAGCUGCACGCUCAGCUGAACGCGGCCCUGAAGGAGGCGGGGAGGCACGGGGUGCAGCUCAGCCAGCUGCAGGCCCAGCUGGCAGAGCUUCAGGAGUCGUCCGAGGACACCAGGAGUAAGUUCCAAGUGGAGAAGCAGGGCCGCAAGCAGCUGGAGGGCAAGGUGGCUGUGCUGGAGGAGGAGCUGGCUGACCUCCGGGUGGAGAAGGAGAAUCUGGAGAAGAACCUCUCUGAACGGAAGAAGAAAUCCCUCGUGGAGCGAGAGCAGGCCGAAGAGGAGAUGGACGAGAUCCGCAAAUCAUACCAAGACGAGUUGGACAAGCUACGGCAGCUUCUCAAAAAGGCCCGGACCUCCACCGACCAGGCGGCUUCAGAGCAGCUGUCCCUGAUGCAGGCGGAACUGGAGUCCCAGUGGGAGGCCAAGUGCCAGAGGAUGCUGAGCUCCACCAAGGAGCAACACGCGCGUCAAUAUCGGGAAGCCUGUGAGCAGAGGGACGCCCAUCAGCGGACGAUAGCCCAGCUGGAAGAAAAGAUUUCCCUACUCAAAUCCACGAGGAGCUCGGAGGACAAUAAACUCUCAGAGUUGCAGGAGCAAUUGGAACAGCUCGAGCCUGUAAAAGACAAAUACGUGGCUCUCCAGUCCCAGCUGGCUGAUCUCAAGGCACACUAUGAAGGCCGGAUCCAGGAUCUCGAGAAAGGCGCUGACCGGACGUCGCCUGCAAGUUCGACCGAAGAGGUGAAGAAGAUCAUGAACGGAGUCUUCCAUUCUCUACGGCGCCAGUUUGAGCUGGGGGAGACGUACACCGGCCAGGUGGUCCUUGGCGUGGUCAUGAGCACCAUCAAGACGAUAACCCUGCAGUUGCUCGAGAGUCACAAGCAGAGGACAGAGAGCAGCAGCGAGGAGGAAGGCCCGAAUCCUGUGCAGAGGCAACGAGCAAGCCCAGGGAUCUCUGACCAGGAGCACCGCAGCGAUUCUCCCCACGAAACCCUGGAGGUGGCGGUGGCGGUGGCGGCAUCCUUCGUCCCUUCCGAUCGCCCGGAGGGGGAGUCGGAUGUCCCUCCGUCGUCUCUCUCCCCAGAAGCAGGCCAGGCUGGGCCAGCCCCUGAAGCGCUGGAAUCGGAAGUGGACCCUGAACAACCCCUUGUGGGCCAAACGGCCAAGCCUCUCCCACGGCUGGAGAUCCCCGCCAGUGAGGAGGAGGCCGAUGAAGAGGCAGCUGACUCUGAACAGGUGGGGACAAACGCUCUGGGUGAAACCCGCGCUACGGACGCUGCCUCCGGCACUGUUCCAGAGCCUGCGAAGCCGCCGGCAGACGGGACGGCGCCGGCAGUCAGCCCAGACAGAGGAGAGAACAGCAGCCCAGAUGUUCCAAGCCAGGAUCUCCCCGUUCCUCCGUCCAGUACAGCUGGCCAGCAAGACGUCAUUGGAGCACAGCCAGGAUCGGGGCUCAGUCCUACCCGAGGGGAUUCCAGCCUCCCGGAAGACAAAAGCAGCUUCUUCAAGCCUGCCCCUCGUAAGCCUUCGGCAUCGGGACGCGCGCCGGAAGAGGAGGAGGAGGAGGAAUUGAGCCUGAAGGGCCAGCCUCCCCCAACCCCGCUCUUUGGGGACGACGAAGAUGACGACGACCUGGACUGGCUGGGCUGAAGAUGCAGCCAGAACUCUGAUCUGGGCAGGAAUCGGUGGGAAGGGUGUGUGUGUUUUUGUUUGUGGCUUCCUGAACAGCUCGUUCGGGACAGGAGCGGCCGCUGCACAAUGCUCUGACUGUUACUUGCACUCUUUUAGGGGGCUGUGGGGCCCCAUCUCUCCCCUCUCUCUGCCUGGACUGACUCGGAAAGAGCUGGCCUGCUGCUCCCUCCCCCACAUCUGUCCGAACGGUAACUUCAGCCUACUACUUAACCCUAAACUACUUAUGCAAGCGAGGACAGAUUGUUUUUUCUCCCCCAUGAAGAGGCUGGGACUGGGAUUUUUGCCCCCCUGCGGGGUUCCCUCUCGGUGCGAUGCCGAUAUGAAAUCCCUACGGUGCUCGGUUCUCACCCUACUGGUCCAUCCCGCCCCCACUCUUCCCACUGGACUGUUGACUUUUGUGUUUUGCAAUAAGAAACUCUCUUGACCCUGAAGGUGUUAAGUGGGUGGAAGGACAGGGGCCGUUCUUGCCCAGUCCGGACUCCUUUCGGGGAGCAGGAGGUCAAGUUUCGUCGGCGUUUCGGCCUGCCCAGGCAGCCCUUCCUGGGAAGGUUCUGUUAUCUGCCCAGCGCUGUGGGAGGAACGGGAUGGGUUUAAAAAGCCCGGCCGCCCACCCGCUCGCUGUUGGGGAACGAAAUUGCUGGAAGCACCUGGUGACCGACUUCUGAUUUUCCCCCAGUCAAGAGGACAUGGCGGUUUUGAUUUUGCCCUCUCAUCCUUUAAUCCCGUCCAGCUGGGAUUACCAGGAAAUCCGAUUAGCCUGGGUUUUUUCCCCCUGGUGCAACUUUCUGACUUCCUUGGGGCAAAACGGGAGCGCCUGCUUGAAUCCCCCCGAAGCCACGUGGUCCAUCUGUGGGGCGGAGUUGCUCCACGGUACCUUGGCUUCGGGCGGGUCUGUUGUUUUGUCUCCGGAUAGAAGGGCGCGUGGGAUUUUGUUUAAAAAUCCGGGUGGGUCAUCGUCUUUGGAUUUGCCCUUCUGUUUGUGGGGAUGCUGCCGUCUUUCAGAUGGACUAGGACCUCGCAGGCGUGCUCUGGACACAACCCUUUCCUGUCCCCUGUGGGUCACCCCGAUCUCCAAGAGCGAGCUUACACAAUCACGGUGAAGCGGCUCUGAUCCGUCUCGGGCGACGGAACGUCCCGCCGUAAUCUUCAGGACGACAGUCUCUGCGGGGGCAUUUGGUUUUUUUUACUUCGGCGGCUCACCUGUGGCCACAAACAGUUAAAAGUGGCCGUGAUGCACACGGGCUUGUCCCCAACCGACUGCCUUACAGAAGUUGAGGAAGUUUGAUAGAGAUACUUCUCCCUUUAGUGGUGAGAGGCGUGUGUUUGUAUAGGGCUGGGGGUGGUUAUAAAUGGAUUUAAUUCACUUCUCACCUGAGCAGUACCUGCUUCUGAGGUCGAUCUAGCUUCCAAUUCACCCACCUCCCUCCCUCCACUCAAAUAAAACGUUCCCUAGCUUUGGAAAGGCUGAGGGCGAAGGAAGCGGCAUGAGCACAAACAUCUCUUGAAAGGGGCUGACCUGCGCUGGGAAGUGGAGCACAAGGAAGGCAGUAGCAGAGCCGGGAUUUCUCAGGCGGCUUUGAACGCCCGUCAGUUUCAUCCCGUUCCUUCUCCAACACACACACACACACACACAUCUCAGUCGCUGUGCGUUGCCCCGUUAGGGCGGGAGGGGGCUUGAAUAUCAUGGAAGGCCUCCUUCUCUCCGGCAGCGGGACGGACUAAUGCUGAGGCUCGUCUCUUUGAACCUGGAGCCUAUUUGAAACCUAAUUUCAUGUCUUGAAAAAAUGAAAGUGCAAUUAAAGUAAAUUAAACCUG
Molecule: messenger RNA, 5570 nt
Organism: Elgaria multicarinata webbii
Lineage: Eukaryota; Metazoa; Chordata; Lepidosauria; Squamata; Anguidae
Gene: FKBP15
Product: FKBP prolyl isomerase family member 15
Exons: 29
Coding region: 78-3713 (1211 amino acids)
Cellular component (GO): growth cone
Molecular function (GO): peptidyl-prolyl cis-trans isomerase activity
Source: RefSeq, a predicted model, not a curated record